This is a messenger RNA of Nezara viridula (southern green stink bug), 6081 nucleotides long. Lineage: Eukaryota; Metazoa; Arthropoda; Insecta; Hemiptera; Pentatomidae. The record is from the annotation of a GenBank genome assembly.
GGACAAUCCUAACCACUACAAACACUACAAACAACACCCGGAAAAGAAGUUGGACGAGAGAUCACCUUAUAUUAUCAAAUAACUUUUUGAAAACGAGCUAGGAGGAUGAACCAACGGUCACUAGUCUCCAUCACGUGGCACUUACGGUUUUCAAUCCCAAAAUAUUUGCCACUUUAUUUUAAGAUAGAUGUCGAUCAUUAUUGUUUACUUGGAAAAAAUAUAAGAAAAGAUAAAAUCUCAUCAACUUCAAGAGGCACUCGCAACCUAUUCCAUUCCCUCACACAUGUGUUAUAACCUAAAAAAUAAGCUAUGGAAAUUUAAUGUCAUCUAAAAAAAUAAAUUUCAGUUGAAAAAAAGUUUAGUGAAGAUGGAAUAACUGUUUUUAAAACCCCUUUUAAAAACAAUUUCUAAAUCCUAUGUAUGUUUUCGGGUCAUGCAGAAAUAUCGGGUAGCUCUAUUAGGGCUGAACAGUCUAUUUGGGCAGGCAUCUUCUUUACUACUGAAGUUGUGUCCAAACAUUUACAACUUAAGACUUUAUGAUGAAAUAGAUACAAGUACGGCAGAUGACAUAAGAUUCAUGAACACACCAUGCAGAGUAGAAGCAUAUCAAGGAAAGACCAAAUUAAACGACGCUAUCAAAGGAUCUGACAUCGUUUUGAUCGGAGAUGACAUCUUUUCCACUCCUCAAACAUGUUUUGACGUCAUGGCACCUAAAAUGCAGGACUAUGCAAAAGCCAUUUCUGAAAGUUCACCGAAUGCUCUCAUCAUAGUUGCCGCUUCACCUAUCAAUAAGUUGGUCCCUGUGCUGUCUGAGUUGUUACAAGAAAAUGGCUAUUACGAUUGCAAUAGGGUGGUGGGGACGACAUCAUUCCACAAUAUCCGAGCGAAUUGUAUCCUGGCUUCCUAUAUCAACACUGAUCCUCGAUCGGUAUUUUUACCUGUUGUUGGCGGUGAUUCUGAAGAUACAAUUGUCCCACUGUUUUCUCAAGCUAAACCACAUUUCAAUAUUUCAGAAGCUGUUAUGAAAAGAUUAAUAGAAGAAAUCAAACAAGCAUCACCUUUAAUAUAUGAAGCAAAAGGAAGUACAGAAGCUUUAAAUAAAGCUCAUGCCACUGUAAAAUUUUUGAAUUCAGUAAUUGCAGGGCUGAGGGGUGAACCUAACAUUAUGAACAUUGCUUUUACAAAAACCACACAAGUUGAUGGUACAGAAUAUUUUGCACUUCCAGUCUUAUUUGGAAGGUUUGGAAUACAAGCAAGAUAUGGAAUCCCUAGAAUAUUACCUUUUGAAAAUGAUUUAAUAAGAGAAUCUGUAUUUAAUUUACAAAAAGAUACGGAAUUUGCAAAAUUAUUUUGUAAAACUAGAGAAACUGCAGCUGAAACCUGUAGCCGUAAUGUUGCUAUCAGAUACAGGAAAAGUAAAGAAUUUGAACAGUUUGUAAAUGGGUUAAAAAUAAACAAGAAAGAAAGUGCGACUGAAGAUAAAAUAGUUGAUAAAAUAAAACCACCGAUUCCAGUAGAAGUUAGGCAUUUAUCGGGAGAUAAUCCAUUUGACCCGAAAGCAUUCUGUUUACGGCAUAAAAGUGAUAAUCUGGAAAAAAAUAGAAUUAUUCCAGCAUAUAUGAGAACUGGUGAAAGUAUUUCGCCAGUAAGUUUAGACUACACUUUAGGAAAUAAUAAUGGAAUAGCUCAAUUUGUGCCAAAGUCCUCUUCUGCAAAGACUCACUUGUGCGAACCUGCUGUUUGCCCUGACAAACCUAAUGAAAGAAAAAUAAGUUUCAACAGUAUAGUUUCACUAGUAGAAAGUCUUGUUAAAAAAACUACUGAAAAAAUGAUACUUGAAAAGGAGCAAGAUGAAAGCCUAAAAAUGAAUUUAAAAGAAAUUGAAAAUUUAAAAUCUGGAUCAGAAAAAACUAAAUACCCUAAAGCGAGGCCCAGUAAAGUUGAAAACAACUUUAGAAAAAUUGAUGAAAUGUUGAAACGUAAAACAGCAAAUGUUGGAAGUUUUAAAUCAAGUUCUAAAAAUAUUCAAAAUCUCACUCAAAAAGCAAAAAAUGUAAUAAAGAAUAAAUCUAUUUUAAUCAAGGAUGGUACAAGUGAUUUUGCGGACAUAAGUGCCACCCCAUUAGGAAAAAUAAAUAUUAACAAACAGAUUAAUGAUAAGACAAACCCACAAAAUAGGAAAUAUCAAGAAAAGGCUUUGGAUUCAAUUUUCAUACCUGUAGAAGGUACUUUAAAGGAAAGAUUUGAUUAUAAAUCAGGUAUAAGAAAACCUAUUCAUCCCAAUUAUCAUAAACAAGAUGAAACAAGAGAACAAAACAGUAUACUCAAUGAAAAGUAUAGUAAAACAAAGUUUGACAGCUCCUAUAAUGGUCAAGGAGUAUUUAAUCUCAAGUCCAAAAAUCAAACUUCUCAGAAGCAAAACAUAAUAGAUCCUUCAAGUGCUACUACUAAUACUCCCAUAUCAGAAGUCAAUAAAAAAUACAGAAAUGCAUCAAUAAAUAAAAACUUAUUUAACCAUAUCAACCAUACAAAACAGUAUGAUAAGGAAAAGGACUCAAAUAAAAGUCAACAAAACAGUGUCACACACAAAUCAAAUUUACAUAAACAAAUAUUACUUAACACUUCUUAUGAAUCAGAAAAAGAUAUGUUAGAUGAUAACAAGAAAACUUUUACAACCAAUAUUUAUGGAAAUGUCUACAGAAAACAUCUUCAGCCUGCUCAAGAUUAUAAAAUUGAACAGUAUAAAUCCGAUAGUUUGGAGAAUGUGAAGAGUGAAAAAUUAGCCCAUAGCAUUGCUAAGUUGGAAAAUAAAAAAUAUACUAGGGAUAGAUAUAACACUGUUUUUAAAAAACGAAAUCAUACAUUUGAUAAAAAGUUUAAUACAGACAAUUCUUUGUUUAAAAUAAAAGACGUUAAGAAUAUGAAAAAUGCAUUAUUAGGAAACCUAUCUCUGAAUAAAGAAAACAUGAUUUAUGAUAAGAUAAAUAAAAAAGCAUAUGAAUUAUUAGUUGGGAAAAAUUCAGGGAAAAACAAUAAUAGAAUCAUCGGAAAUUUGAAGAGUUCACCUGGUGAUAAAUUAUGUAAAGAUACUAAGGAUUUUGUCAAGUACAAGUUAAGAAGUAAACAUCUUAUAAAUAAAUUAACAAAUAUAAGAGACAAAGAUAAUACAAGUCUGACUGCAAAGAAUAAAAAUAUUAGAACGAAUUCUGAAAGUAAAUCCAAUGAGGAAGUAAAAAGUAUUUGCUAUAAUGCAUUUUCGAAUGAAGUAACACAAAUCAAUAACAUUGCUGAAAGAUGUGAAAAGGAACUAAUUUCAGCCAUAAAUAACCCAUCUACAAGCAAAAAUAAUAAUAUUGAAAACAAUUCAAUUUUUCUAAGUACAAAAAAAAUAAAAUCGAUACCAGAAUAUAAACAUAAUAAAACACAAACUGAUAUUUCAUUUCAAGGAAACCAAAGUAGUUUACAUGUAAGCAAAGAUCUUAAUAUGUUCAUGAAAACACUAGAUAGUGAUGUUUUCGAAUAUGAUGACAGAGUGAACACAAAUGAUUUCACCAUUAAUGAAGUUAAACAAGUAAAUACAACUAAAAAUGACUUGCGUGUACCCGAAGAACAAAGCCCUGUAACAGAUGCUACAGCCUCCAAUCAGGACCAUAUAAUUAAAAAAAACAAUGAAUUUAUAACAUCUGAAAUAAAUGAAGUACAAAUGGAUCUUGAAAAUCCGCAAACCCUUCAUCAAAUUGUAAAUUCUGAGCCAACUGAAAUGACAUUUGAAGAUGUUAUUAAAGAAAUCAAAUUAGCUUUGCAGCCUUUAAACCAACAGAAUAAAGCUAUUGAUACUAGCAAACAUAACGAAGAUGAAAAAUCAUUUCCAAAUGUCAUAGAGGAUAACAGUGAAACAGAAAAUCUAAAUAUGAAUAAUGAAAACAAAACAAAUGAAGGGUCGGAUUCUUUUCCUCAAAAUAAAGCAGCUACUUUAAAAGAAUCCCCUAUUUUCUACAAAAAUAUGGCCCAUGAACUCAUUUCUGAAGAGAAAGACUCAGUGAAAAAUCAUAUUGGUUUCAAUCAAUUGAAAAUAUCGAAAAUAAAUAAUGUUUUGAAAAAUAUUUCAAAAUCCUCUGAUAAAAGUAGGAAAAUUUUAAACAAAUGUCAUAAAGGUACAUCAGUUACUCAAACAAAAGUUCCUGGUGUAACUAAUAAUCUACACUAUAAUAACAAAUUAUCAUCAACUACUACAGAAAAAUAUGUAUCAAAUAAAACCAAAGGAAAUAGAAACAAUAAAAAAACUGACCUGCAUGAGGGAGACAGUAUUAUUGUAACUAAUAAUCUACACUAUAAUAAUAAAUUACCAUCAACCCCUACAGAAAAAUAUGUAUCAAAUAAAACCAAAGGAAAUAGAAACAAUAAAAAAACUGACCUGCAUGAGGGAGACAGUAUUAGCUAUAUAAAAUCACUGCGUAUUAGUUCAAAAGAAAAUAAUAAACCACAAAGAAAAAAUGCUAAGCAGGAAGGCUUUAAAGUGAGUAUUAUGAAUCUUAAUGAUUUAGAGGUUCCAGUUAACCCUAUUAAACAGAAAAAUACCAGUAUCAAAAAUUCAAUUAAAGGUAAGAAACCAUUAGCACCUUUGAGCAAAUAUUCAAAGUCAUUCAUUUCUUCAAAAUAUAAUUUACUUAGUAAGAAAAAAAAUGUCCCAGAAAUGGAAGAAUUUUUUUCAGGACAUGUUGGCCAGAAGGUAAAUGAAAUAAAUAAAACAGAACAUUCUUUCAGUUUAAGAGACAAAAAUGGAAUAAACAAUUAUUUUUUGUUAAAAGGUUUAUUACCAAAAAUUAAAAAUAACAAACACGAUUUACAGAAUCAAAAUGGUGUUUUAUCUUUAUUAAAAACAAAGGUCUGUAAUGAAGAUCCUUUUAUGUCUAUAAAGGAUAAAGAAAAAAAUAAAAUAAAUACAGCAAAGAACAAAUUAGUCAAACCUCAUUUGAAGAAACAAAUAAAUUACACCUCAAAUAAUGGCAAUAGUGAAUCUGCUUCACUGUUGAUCACACACAAUUCUGUUUAUAGUAGCAGUUGUCCUGUUCAUGAAUUUAAACACUAUCUCAAUGUAAAAGAUGAUCAUAGUAAAUCUACUUCUUCAACCAGUAAAGGCAAUAUGUUAAAAAUCAAUGAUGCUAUGCUUAGUAAUUUAUACAGGAUGUGCAACAAAGUAACUAAUAGUGAAAAAAAUUCAUCUCAUCAAUUAAGUCAAAAGACCCAUAAUUUCAAACUUUACAGUACUUCAGCUUUGCCAAUGAAGAACAAAUCACCUUCUUCCCUUUGUGUAGAAAAAAGGAAAACUGUGAAACAGGUUCUGUCAAAAAAUGAGGUUACAGGAGCAAAACUUCCUAAAGGAUUUAUUAAAAAACAAAGGAUUACUAAAAUUUUAGAAAAGGAUUUAAAAAAAAUUAAUCCAUUGAAAAGUAGUAAAUACAGAAUUGCAGAAACACAGCCUGAACACACAAAAACAUUCAAACCAACACAGGCUAUGGAAAGAAGCACAACACAGAAAGCCUGUCAUUUCCAACCCCAUGUUAUGGGCAGUACCAGUAAAAUUGAAGAAAACUUUUUCAAUUCAAGUUUCAAUUCAUCAUGCAUUGAAAGGUAUCUUAAAACUCCUCCAAAAUAUAUACCACGUCAAGAAUUAUUCCAUCCAAAAAAUUACCUGGAAUAUAGAAAUUCUCCUAAAGGUAGGAGAGUGACAGACAUAUACAAAAUAAAUUGGUCAAAUUCAUUUAAUAAUAAACAACAAACUAAAACAAAUUCAGUGUCAGUUGAAAAUGAUAUAUUAGUCAGAGGAACGUGUCUUGAUCAUGUUAAAAAUAAAUUUGCAUCAAAUAAAGCUACUAAGCAUGAACUAAGCAAUGAUGCUUACUGUGAUGAACAAAAAACUGUUGUAAACUCAAUGGAUUCUUCUUCUUUAUCAAAUGCCUUCAUACAGUAUACAAAAGAUUGUGUUAAGUGUGAAUAUCCAACAGAGGAAAAACUUCCAUCGAUCCGACUAUUACAUAAAUGUGCUUUUCGUUCUAAGUAGAAUAAAUUGUUUUUGUCUGU